AUGUUACUGACUUUCGUUUCUCUUGGGCAGCUCCGUAAGAACUCUGCCAAGAUGUUCACUGACUGGAAUGAAACUCAGUGGAAGUCUUUCGCACUGGGUUGCUUCUGGGUCGUUUUGUCCUUUGUAUCUUUUCGAUUAAUACAGUUCUGCGUGAGAUGGUAUUUGUUCGGCAAGUGUACCUUCCGAACAUUUUCAUAUUUCGGUCUGAGAGGCCGCAACAGAAAUACAGACAGUCGGGAACUAACUGCUGUUCCUCCUAAUAAAAAAUGGCGUAUCUCUAAUGAGGUUGUGUCUCUCCUUCACUCGGUCAUCAGUGGAUUAUGGGCCGCCUAUGCUCUUCUCUAUUAUCAGAAGCUGACAGAAGAUAUGAUCGGUUAUCGUUGUGAAUUGGCAGUCAAUUUGCUUUUCCUAUCUGGAGGUUAUCUUCUCCACGAUCUUGUUGAUCUUCUCGUGAACGAGCAGAGUGCUCGUAUUAUGGAGCUGCUCUUCCAUCACUUCAUUGUUUUGUCAGGAUUCACUACAACCCUGAUAACUGAAAAAUAUCUCGGAGUUGUUAUAUUCGGUUUGUUGAUGGAGCUGAAUUCAAUUUUCCUUCAUUCUCGCAGUUUGCUGAAUUUAUAUGGAAUGAACAAGAAGUCUACUUCUUUCCGUAUUAUCGCUCUUCUCAACAUGGUUACUUUAGUACUGUUCCGCUUGGGAGUCUCUAUUUAUCUUCUUUAUUGGGCGUUCACCAAUGUGUCAGCUAUGAAGUGGUAUGUAGGUAUCAUUACUUUCAUCGUCAUUCUCUCUCUCUUCUCUACUAACUCGGUUCUGUCGUACAGAGUUAUGGCUGCUGAUGGUCUAUUAGGCAAGAAAAGAGCUCGUAAGCCUCGAGGGACUGAAUCAACAAUUGUGGAAGGUGAAGCUGUUAACACCAUUGAAGAAAAUGAGGCAGAUGAAGAAGAGGAAGAAGACGUUCCUCAUGAGGUUGCCGUUCAGACAGAUGUCCGUACUCUCGUGGAUUCUUCCACACAGCCAACUAUUGCCUGA
Messenger RNA from Auanema sp. JU1783, 1029 nucleotides. The record is from the annotation of a GenBank genome assembly. NCBI's taxonomy places the organism in Eukaryota, Metazoa, Nematoda, Chromadorea, Rhabditida, Rhabditidae.